CUACUCUGAAAUAUGCCUCCUAAAGCCGACUGGGAAAAGUACAAUGGACCUGCUGAUGACGGCAAAGAGAAGGAAAAGAUCAAAGUUCUUGACGAGGGUGAUAUCGCUCUUCUAAAAACUUAUGGACAAGGACCGUAUGCUCGUGAACUACGAAAGAUUGAAGGCGAUAUUAAAGAUAUCCAAAAACGAAUCAACGAAAAGAUGGGUGUCAAGGAAUCCGAUACUGGUCUUGCUUCGCCUAAUUUGUGGGAUAUUCCUGCUGAUAAACAGCGGAUGCAGGAGGAGCAGGUGCUACAGGUAGCACGAUGCACAAAAAUCAUUCAAGCUGGUGAAGGAGGAAAUUCAAAAUAUGUUAUUAAUAUCAAGAUGAUUGCCAAGUUUGUUGUGGGUCUUGGUGAGCGUGUUGCGCCUACUGAUAUUGAAGAGGGCAUGCGUGUUGGUGUCGAUCGUCACAAGUAUCAAAUUCAGAUUCCACUUCCUCCAAAAAUUGACUCUUCUGUAACCAUGAUGCAAGUCGAGGAAAAACCAGAUGUGACAUAUAGUGACGUUGGUGGUUGCAAAGAUCAGAUAGAAAAACUUCGUGAGGUUGUGGAACUUCCACUUUUACAGCCUGAGCGAUUUGUCAAUCUUGGUAUUGAUCCACCCAAGGGUGUUUUGCUUUACGGUCCUCCAGGUACAGGCAAAACUCUCUCAGCUCGUGCUGUAGCUAACCGCACAGACGCUACGUUUAUCCGUGUCAUAGGAUCAGAACUGGUUCAAAAGUAUGUCGGUGAAGGUGCACGAAUGGUUCGUGAGCUAUUUGAGAUGGCCAGAACAAAAAAAGCUUGUAUUAUUUUUUUCGACGAAGUCGAUGCCAUUGGUGGUGCUAGAUUUGACGAUGGAGCUGGUGGUGAUAAUGAAGUUCAACGUACUAUGUUGGAACUGAUUAAUCAGCUUGACGGAUUUGAUCCUCGCGGUAAUAUUAAAGUUCUUAUGGCUACCAACAGGCCCGAUACACUUGAUCCUGCCUUGAUGCGUCCGGGCCGUCUUGACCGAAAGGUUGAGUUUAACUUGCCUGAUCUCGAGGGUCGCGCACAUAUUCUCAAGAUCCAUGCCAGAAGCAUGAACGUUGAGCGUGAUAUUCGAUUCGAGCUUAUUGCCCGUUUAUGCCCCAACUCUACUGGUGCUGAAUUGCGUAGUGUGUGUACUGAAGCUGGCAUGUUUGCAAUUCGUGCUCGACGUAAGCUUGCCACUGAAAAAGACUUUUUGGAAUCAGUGAACAAGGUUAUCAAGUCAUAUGCCAAGUUUUCUUCGACACCAAAAUAUCUGCUUGCUAUGUAGUGUUUGUUGUUGGAUUACCUGAUUCUUGUGAUGAUGCGUCUAAACCUGGAAUAAAACCUCCUAUAUCUUUUAUUUUGCC
Messenger RNA from Batrachochytrium dendrobatidis JAM81, 1399 nucleotides. Its product is annotated as proteasome regulatory particle base subunit RPT1. Gene Ontology annotation, molecular function: ATP hydrolysis activity; proteasome-activating activity; ATP binding. NCBI's taxonomy places the organism in Eukaryota, Fungi, Chytridiomycota, Chytridiomycetes, Rhizophydiales. The coding region runs from base 13 to 1320 and encodes 435 amino acids. The record is from RefSeq and is a predicted model, not a curated record. The transcript is spliced from 10 exons. Gene Ontology annotation, cellular component: proteasome regulatory particle, base subcomplex. Gene Ontology annotation, biological process: proteasome-mediated ubiquitin-dependent protein catabolic process.